AUGGACGCUUCCGACGCUGAACUGCGCACGAAAUCUCGCUCGCAAGCCCUUGUUUCUUCCCUCGAUAUUUAUGGCACAGUGUGCCUUAUCCUGCUGUGGAGUGUAAUGGGGUUAACCUUCGUCCUUCACCAAACUUAUAUCGGCAAUUAUCUCGCGGCGCAUGGUGUAGCCAAGGUCAACGCAACAACAGCUUCGAGAUCCUGCCUUUACAGCCGGUACCUAUAUAUUGCGCUGUGCGCUAAUCCCGGCCCGCUCGUGGCGGCAAUCUUGAUCGAAGUGAAGGGCCUGGGACGGAAGCGCACCGGAGCUGGCAUUGCUGUCUUGACUGGGUUGUUCAUGCUCCUCGCUACUCUGGCCCGGUCUUGGGAUUCUGCGCUGGCGUUCGAGUGCAUUAUCAGCUUUCUUCGCUUUGCUGGCAUGGCACGCUUUAUACCGUCGAGGUAG
Messenger RNA from Penicillium samsonianum, 444 nucleotides. RefSeq lists its product as uncharacterized. The transcript has a single exon. Bases 1 to 444 code for a protein of 147 amino acids. The record is from RefSeq and is a predicted model, not a curated record. NCBI's taxonomy places the organism in Eukaryota, Fungi, Ascomycota, Eurotiomycetes, Eurotiales, Aspergillaceae.